AUGUCGAGCAUCAAGUGUCUCUUCUUCUGCAUCUUUUGGAUAAGUAUUAAUUGUGCGCAACUCGCGAAGACCGAAGAUGUCUUGAAUAAAAUCAAAGUGGGAUUGCAAUACGCAAGUAAUUAUCUGGAAACCGCUAAGGAUAUCGCCGACCUGGUGUCUAAAAGUUUAGGUGGCAAACAGAAGCAGAAACGAGGAGAAGAUGAAGCCAAAGAUGAGACAAAGAUACCGUUUGGUCCCUCAAAUUUCGUUUCCUCAUUCUUUCAAAUUUUCGGACUUGAUUCGCAAAAGAUCGCAGCAAUCGCAAUCAACAGCGUUAUAUUUCUCGCACAGAUGAUAAGUUCACUUUUUGGUUUAAAAUCACCGCAAAGUAAUAUCACCGAUAAAGACGCGAAUGAUCGAGAACCGCGCUGGGAUCCCCUAAAAUUUACUUUGGAAAAUAAAAAUGAGAAAAUUCGAAACUUACUCGAUCAAGCGAGAGAUCCUAAUCUACCGAAUCACUUGAUAACGAGAAUGAGCGGUUCCGAUUCUGCUUGCAUCAGAUUGCUGCUGUGCAAAUCAUCUCCGGUCAUUAGGGCGGCGCAGAAUUCUCUUAGCAACAAGUCGCAGGAACAAAUGCGUCGAAUUACUUCGUGGCUACCAUCUCAAGACGAAUUCGAAACAAACAGCGACAAAUGCGAUGACGAGCACACUGAUUGUCGUUUAUUUUCGUUGUGAUAAAGAACUCAUUCGGGAAAG
This is a messenger RNA of Pseudomyrmex gracilis, 735 nucleotides long. RefSeq lists its product as uncharacterized. The coding region runs from base 1 to 714 and encodes 237 amino acids. The transcript is spliced from 4 exons. Lineage: Eukaryota; Metazoa; Arthropoda; Insecta; Hymenoptera; Formicidae. The record is from RefSeq and is a predicted model, not a curated record.